This is a messenger RNA of Capsicum annuum, 979 nucleotides long. Its product is annotated as ATP synthase subunit d, mitochondrial. The transcript is spliced from 5 exons. NCBI's taxonomy places the organism in Eukaryota, Viridiplantae, Streptophyta, Magnoliopsida, Solanales, Solanaceae. Bases 153 to 659 code for a protein of 168 amino acids. Gene Ontology annotation, biological process: proton motive force-driven ATP synthesis. The record is from RefSeq and is a predicted model, not a curated record. Gene Ontology annotation, molecular function: proton transmembrane transporter activity.
UAAUUUUUUUUUUUAAUACUGAUUUAUCUCAUAUAAAAAUAAAAUAAAAUCAGAGAAUAGGGGAAAAAGCCCUUUGAGUAGCUCACAACACAUCAAACAAACAGAGAGCCGAAAGAUUGCAUUGGUUGAAGAGAAAAAAUAGAUCGGAAAAAAUGAGCGGAACAGUGAAGAAGAUCGCCGAUGUAACAUUUAAGGCAGGCAAAACUAUUGAUUGGGAAGGAAUGGCUAAGCUUUUGGUAACCGAUGAAGCUCGUAAGGAGUUUUCUAAUCUCCGUCGUGCUUUUGAUGAUGUUAACUCUCAGCUCCAAACUAAGUUCAGCCAGGAGCCUGAGCCCAUUAACUGGGAAUAUUACAGGAAAGGAAUUGGUUCUCGCUUGGUAGACAUGUACAAAGAAGCCUAUGAAAGCAUUGAGAUCCCCAAGUUCGAGGACACAGUUACUCCUCAAUACAAACCCAAGUUUGAUGCCCUGUUGGUGGAACUGAAAGAAGCUGAGAAGCAAUCUCUCAAGGAAUCUGAAAGAUUAGAAAAGGAAGUUGCUGAAGUGCAAGAGUUGAAGAAAAAACUCAGUACCAUGACAGCAGAUGAAUACUUUGAGAAGCAUCCUGAGUUAAAGAAGAAAUUUGACGAUGAAAUUCGAAAUGAUUACUGGGGCUACUAAUUGGCUUCAUGAGCAGUUUUCUGGAUCCUCUUGUGGGGGGUAUUCUCUGCGUUCAUCUGUUAGAAAUAAAAUGAAAGAACCAAUUGGUUUGUCAUUUCAUUUGCUGCGGUAUUUUGAAGAAUGUGAACUGAUACAAUGUACUUUGGCUCUGAACAAAUGCAGUCUCGAGUUGGAGGCAAAAGAUAUCUUGAAUGGAUGAGUUUUAUCAUAAUUCCAUAACUGAAGAAAUCUUGAAUUCUUUGAUACUGAAAUGCUCACCAUUCAGUGUGAAUUCUUUCUUUUUUCUGACCUACUAAAUGCAAAGACAGGUUUCAUUUCCA